AUGAAGGUGAGUGAUGGUUCAAAGGAAGUAGUAUGUCGGGAGAGAAAGUUGUCGAGUGAAUCUCGAACCAGUAGUGAGUCCUUUUCGUUUUUACGGCGGAGCAAUUCCUCGAGAUCUUUGCUGGAUGAUAUCUUGAGUUCAUCAAGUAGCACAAGUGUGAAAAAGAAUCUAAAGUCUGUGAAGAAGAUGGCUCCAUUUCUGAACUAUAAGGACCUAGGAGAAAGUAUAGGUGCGAUAACUUACCCGUACUCGAUGGCUCCUUGGGUUCCUAACCUUUUAGAAGUUGAUAACUCUGGAAUCAAGCUCGAUUCAGAUCUGGAGAGAGUCAUGGGAGUGAUGAGGGAAGGUGUGGUUUUGAAGAAAGUGACCAGGAAAAAACAAAGAGAGUACAUGUUUAAACUAGAGAAGAAUAAGUAUAUUACGUGGAAAGAUGGUCUCAAGAAACUUAACCUAGACUCAAUCAAGAGCAUACGGCCCGGUGAACUCGGAAGCAACUACAGGGAAGAGUAUAAUGUCGAUGCAAGUUACAGCAAGUACUGGGUAACCAUCAUUUACAAAGUGUCCAACAAGUUGAAGGCGCUCCAUGUCAUUGCUAGGGAUGAGAGCGACUAUAACGUAUUCUGUUCGUUGGUUUUUGGGCUAGUGAGGACCAGGAGAGAGUUGAUGGAGAGUCUGGCGGUUCCGGACCACGACAAGUUUGCCGACAUACAUUGGAACCGGGCGUUAUCACGCAAUCCUGAUGAGAAAGCUGAGGAGGUGCUGGGAUUUGAAGAUGUACGGCAAAUGUGCCAGCGGUUCCACAUAUACUGCUCUGCGGGAUACCUUAGGCGAUUCUUCGAUGCUGCAGAUACCAACAAUAGUGGGACACUGAGUUUUGAAGAAUUCCAAGUGUUUGUAAAAUUAUUGAAAGCACGCAAAGAGAUCGAUGAUGUAUGGCAAGAAGCGGUUGGUUUACACGAAGACAAGCUGACUUUUGAUACUUUCUACAAGUUUCUAACCGAGAUCCAACGAGAGAGGAUGGAUGAAGAUGAGGCACGACACCUGUACGAGCGGUAUGAGACUGCUGGUGGAGGCAUCAACAAGCAAGGGUUUGAGAAGUACCUCACUACCUCCCCGUACAUGCUACCCAACAAUGAGGACUACAGUAGGCCUAUGAACCAGUAUUACAUAGCGUCCUCGCAUAACACAUAUCUCACUGGCAAGCAAAUAGGUGGGGCACCAUCAGUAGAGGGGUAUAUACAGGCAUUACAGCAAGGGUGUCGCAGUGUUGAGAUUGAUAUGUGGGACGGCGAGAGCAGUCCCGUUGUGUGCCAUGGGGUGCUAACCUCUGCGUUGCCGCUGAGUUCCGUGACGCAGAUCAUUCGCAAGUACGCGUUCAUCACCUCGCCUUACCCGCUGAUAAUCUCCAUGGAAGUGCGAUGCAACAGCAAGAACCAGAGGAUCGCAGCGAGUAUAUUCAAGGACACAUUUGGGGAUUUGCUAUAUACGUGCGAGGACCGCAGCGAGCUGCCCUCGCCCUUGGAGCUGCGGCACCGCAUACUGUUGAAGAUCAAGAAGACCAAGACUGUCAUUGGCGACUGCCACAGCGACAAGUCUAUGAAUGUAGUGGUGUCGUCGUCGUCGUCUUCGCGGUCAUCCUAUGACGAGAGCACUGCUAUGACAAAGACGGGCUCGCGGAUUCGGCGGCUGAGCUUCAGCAAGCGGCAGGUAGCGAUUGUGGACGAGCUGUACGAGCUAGCGGGCCUCCGGGGCGUGAAGUUCCGGAACUUCUCCCUGCCGGAGUCCAAGACGCUAUACCACUGCUUCUCGCUGGACGAGCGGCGGCUCGACAAGAUGCUCGGGGACGCGCAGGUAGCCGCGGCAGUGGACAAGCACAACCGCCGGCACAUGAUGCGGGUGUACCCGCACGCGCUGCGGUACCGCUCGACCAACUUCGAGGACCCCGUGCGGUUCUGGCGGCUGGGCGUGCAGAUGGUGGCCACGAACUGGCAGACGAACGACGUGGGCCACCAGCUCAACGUGGCGAUGUUCCAGCUGAACACGCGGAACCAGCAGCAGAUGCCCUCUGGCUACGUGCUGAAACCGGGCUGGCUUGCGCGCCCGCCGAGCAAGCGGAGGCGCGAGCGUUGUGGUGCGGUGCUGCGCGUCACAUUCGAAGUGAUCAGCGCACAGUUGCUCCCCAACCUGUCUGAGAGCACGGAGACGAAGAGCCAGGCGGCUAGUAUCGGUGCCGCCGAGACGGAGGACCCGUACUACACGCAGGUCACAUGCGAGAUGUUCAGCUGUGGCAGCACAGUGGAGAAGAGCAGCAAGUGCCACGAGAACGGGUUCAGUCCCGUGUGGCGGAGUGCGCUGUCGCAGGACGUGCGGCGGGAUGAGUACCCGUUCGUGUUUGUGCGCGUUGUUGUGAGGCGGUGCGAAGAGGUUGUUGCCACGACGUGUGUGCGCGUGUGCCAGCUGCGCGAGGGCUACAGACACAUCCCGCUGUGCAGCCCCGACGGCGAGCAGUACGUGUUUUCCACGCUUUUCGUGCGCUACCGCGUCACCGUGUAA
Messenger RNA from Nakaseomyces glabratus, 2553 nucleotides. It is a transcript of the gene PLC1, whose product is annotated as phosphatidylinositol phospholipase C. Lineage: Eukaryota; Fungi; Ascomycota; Saccharomycetes; Saccharomycetales; Saccharomycetaceae. The record is from RefSeq and is a predicted model, not a curated record. Gene Ontology annotation, molecular function: calcium ion binding; phosphatidylinositol-4,5-bisphosphate phospholipase C activity. Gene Ontology annotation, biological process: phosphatidylinositol-mediated signaling; lipid metabolic process; release of sequestered calcium ion into cytosol.